AUGCCCCCUACGCCUCCGCCAAGGCGUGGUCCUGGGCGUCCACUGGGUAGCAAGACCAAUCACUUCAGGCAUUUGGUGGGGACAGCGGCGGCUGCUGCCUCAGGCAUAUCAACAAAACAGUCACCGACCAGAAGUCCUGUCGAUGAGAAGAAGACAAAGACAAUGGACAACAAGAGCAACAAGAACAUCACAGCAGACUCGCAUACCGAUGAGGACAAUGAUGAUGAGCGUGCAGAGUUUGUCAAGGUCAUCAAGUCAGACCCAUCAAAGCUGGAACACGCGGCAAUGAACUGGGACCCGAAUCGUCGACGCCUCACAUACUUUGAAUGGUUGGGCGUGUAUGAUCGCCUGCGCGAAGGCAUUGACAACAAGGUUCUCAAGAAAUACAAGGCACACAGCAAGGAGACAUAUGGCGAGGUCAAUCCAAAGUUCAUCCUGCAUCUGCUCGCGGAGGGACUACUCCACGAGGACGACGUGCUGCUGGACGUUGGCUGCGCGCUGGGCAAUGUUCUGUUCCAGGUGGCGUCGAUGGUCGGCUGUCGCGCAAUUGGAAUCGAGAUUAGACGCGACCUUUACGAGCUGUCCAGUGACAUGUUGGUGCGAUACAAGGAGAUAGCGGCCGAAAAGGGCCUGCAUGAAUCAUCACAGCGCAUCGAGAUACACCAUGGCGACGCGGUGACCUCGCCACUUCCCAUCUCAGACUGCACGAUAAUCUUUAUGAACAACGUCAAGUUCACGCCCGAGAUGGACAUCCAACUGAUGCAGCGACUGAAGCAGGAGGCCAGACAUCGCACCAAGAUCAUCACAACGCGCAGUCUGUGGCCGCGUCCAACGCAGCGAUCUCUGUCUGGAAACUCAAUGUGGAAGAUAUUUAAGAGGCCCUACAAAGAGAUACAGGGCGAGGAGAAUAGUGCCUCGUGGGACUCAAAGCCCCUGAGCGCAUUUGUAUUCACAAUCAACAACGAGAGCAAUGGGCCGCCUCAUAAGAAGCCAGAGGUGAAGGUGGUCCAGCAGCAGCCACAAGCAUCAAUAAUAGAGUGCGAUCAACAACCAGCAAUGCCAUGGCUCCACGAGGGGCCAUUGUCACAAAAGCAACAACAGCAACAGCAACAACAGAAGCGGCGUCAGCAUCAACAGCAACAAAAGAAACAGAUGAAGAUGAAUAAGGAACAAGCGGACCAAACAUGUAUAAUUCAAUAA
This is a messenger RNA of Acytostelium subglobosum LB1, 1200 nucleotides long. RefSeq lists its product as hypothetical. The coding region runs from base 1 to 1200 and encodes 399 amino acids. Gene Ontology annotation, biological process: regulation of transcription regulatory region DNA binding; DNA repair; DNA damage checkpoint signaling. Lineage: Eukaryota; Evosea; Eumycetozoa; Acytosteliales; Acytosteliaceae. The transcript has a single exon. The record is from RefSeq and is a predicted model, not a curated record. Gene Ontology annotation, molecular function: histone H3K79 methyltransferase activity. Gene Ontology annotation, cellular component: nucleus.